Drosophila sulfurigaster albostrigata is the source of this 1062-nucleotide messenger RNA. RefSeq lists its product as uncharacterized. Gene Ontology annotation, biological process: DNA integration. Gene Ontology annotation, molecular function: nucleic acid binding. The coding region runs from base 1 to 1062 and encodes 353 amino acids. The record is from RefSeq and is a predicted model, not a curated record. Lineage: Eukaryota; Metazoa; Arthropoda; Insecta; Diptera; Drosophilidae. The transcript is spliced from 4 exons.
AUGAAAAGCGAACAUAGCGUUCUGCACGUAAUCGAAAACGCGACUCCGUCGUCCAUGACGAUCACUGAAAUUGCGGAGAAAAGCAUUCACGACGAGGAGAUCGUCGAUGCAAUGUCGUGCCUGCAGGACGAAUCGUGGAACACUUCAUCAUCAAACAGUCUGUUCCCGUUCAGACAUGAACUCUCACUUAUUGGAUCUAUUAUAUUACGAGGAACCCGCAUAGUUAUUCCAUCGGCGUUAAGACAGGCGACUCUAACGUUGGCACAUGAGGGCCAUCCAGGAGAGUCGGCUAUGAAGCGACGAUUGCGGUCCAAGGUAUGGUGGCCACAAAUAGAUCGAGACGCGGAGAAGUUCGUCAAAUCAUGCAGAGAUUGCAUAAUGGUAUCGCAAGCAUUAAACCCCACGGCUAUGAAACGAACCACAUUUCCAGAAGGACCAUGGAUUUUUGUAGCUACAGAUCUAUUGGGACCACUACCUAACAACGAACACAUCUUGGUCCUCAUCGACUAUUUCGAGCUGAAAACGGACAACGAAAGGCAAUACAUUAGUACAGAAUUUAAGGAAUACUGCAAGCAAUGCGAAAUAGAGCAAGUAAAAUCACCACCCUACUGGCCUCAAGCCAAUGGGGAAGUAGAGAAUAUGAAAAGCUCGUUAGUGAAAAGGCUCAAAAUUGCAUAUACAAACAAAAAUAACUUCAAGGAAGAAAUUCAAUCAUUCGCCAUGAUGUAUAAUGUCACUCCCCAUGGAACCACAGGAUCUGCACCAACGGAAUUAAUGUAUAAUCGAAUAAUAAGGGACAAGAUUCCGGGUAUUCAAGAUUUAAUGAGAGAAUACAGUGAUUCAACAGAAAGAGAUCGUGAUUUGGCAAAAAACAGAAAGGAAGAGAAGGAGGAGACAAGGGGAGAGGAGCCAAAGAAAUCAAUGUGGAAGUGGGAGACAAGCGCAGGUGGCGUUCUGCAGCCUUCCAUUUUCAGGACACCUGAUGAAUCGACGACUGAGACGACAUCGACACCCGGAGGACUGAAGCUGAAGCUCGUCAAUAAGGGAGGGAUUUUAGUCUAA